Molecule: messenger RNA, 2539 nt
Organism: Tympanuchus pallidicinctus (lesser prairie-chicken)
Lineage: Eukaryota; Metazoa; Chordata; Aves; Galliformes; Phasianidae
Gene: SLC7A9
Product: solute carrier family 7 member 9
Exons: 12
Coding region: 164-1651 (495 amino acids)
Biological process (GO): amino acid transmembrane transport
Cellular component (GO): membrane
Molecular function (GO): L-amino acid transmembrane transporter activity
Source: RefSeq, a predicted model, not a curated record
UCUGUACUUAAGCUGCUGUUGCUUCUGCAUAUUCUGGUUUCUGUGUUGCUCUCUAACUGGCUGGUAAAUCUAACGGGAGAAAAGAGAAACAAUAUACAGAGCUCCCUGGAUCCCUGAAUUACACCAAGGAAAUACAAAUAAGAUAUUUCAACAAGUAAAUCAAAUGGGUGAAGGAAGCUUGAGGAAAAGAAAAGAACAGGACAACAGAACAGAGGAUGGACAAUCCAUUCAGAGUCAGGAACCCCAAGCUAUGAACCUAAAAAAAGAGGUGGGCCUGAUUAGUGGAAUCUGUAUGAUCGUUGGCACAAUUAUUGGUUCAGGUAUCUUUGUUUCUCCAAAAUCAGUACUUGCCAAUGUUGGAGCAGUGGGUCCUUGUUUAACCAUCUGGGCAGUCUGCGGAGUUCUCGCAACACUAGGUGCACUUUGUUUUGCUGAACUUGGUACAACGAUCACAAAAUCAGGAGGAGAAUAUCCUUACCUUAUGGAGGCCUUUGGCCCAAUACCAGCAUUUCUGUUUUCUUGGGCGAGCCUGCUUGUCAUAAAACCCAGUUCUUUCGCUAUCAUAUGUCUCAGCUUUGCAGAAUAUGCAUCAGCUCCCUUUUAUCCAGGUUGUGAUCCACCUCAAGUAGUCAUCAAGUGCCUUGCAGCAGCUGCCAUUGUGGUAAUUACAAUAGUGAAUUCACUGAGUGUGAAGCUGGGAAGUUAUCUCCAGAAUUUUCUCACAGCUGCUAAAAUGAUAGUUGUGGCAAUCAUUGCCAUAAGUGGGAUUGUUCUCCUUGCACAAGGAAAAACCCAAAACUUUCAAGAUUCUUUCAAGGACAGUAAAAUUUCUAUUAGCUCUAUUGGUUUGGCAUUCUACAAUGGACUCUGGGCAUAUGAUGGAUGGAAUCAACUCAAUUAUAUCACAGAAGAACUGAAGAAUCCUUACAGAAACCUACCACUAUCUAUAAUUAUUGGAAUCCCCCUGGUUACAGUUUGUUACAUUUUGAUAAACAUUUCAUAUUUCACCAUAAUGACUCCAACAGAACUCCUGCAGUCCCAGGCAGUUGCUGUGACAUUUGGAGACAGAGUCCUUUAUCCAGCCUCCUGGAUAAUUCCUCUCUUUGUGGCCUUUUCUACAAUUGGAUCUGCCAAUGGGGUAUGUUUUACUGCAGGCAGACUUGUUUAUGUAGCAGGCCGUGAAGGGCACAUGCUAAAGGUGCUCUCUUACAUCAGUGUUAAGCGCUUAACACCAGCGCCUGCUAUCAUAUUUUAUGGGGCUAUCACUAUUAUUUAUAUUAUCCCUGGUGACAUUAACACACUCAUAAACUAUUUUAGUUUUGCGGUCUGGAUAUUUUACGGUUUAAGUGUAUUUGGACUUAUUGUUAUGAGGUUUAAAAGAAAAGAACUCAAGAGACCAAUCAGGAUACCUUUGGUCAUUCCAGUUAUAGUGACAUUAAUAUCCAUUUUAUUGGUACUGGCACCAAUCAUCACCGCAGCUGAACUGGCCUAUUUGUACUGUGUUUUAUUUAUACUAAGUGGACUUAUAUUUUAUGUACUUUUUGUUCAUUACAAGUUCAAGUGGUCUCAAAAAAUAUCAGGUAAGCAUACCUCCUCAAUCGCCAUUCAACAGAACAUUCUUAAGCUUUACAGUAACUUAAGGUUAAAGUAACUACUCCAACAAAGCUCAUUUUAUGGUCCACCCCAACUAAAUUAUAUAGUGGAGGAAACAGAAAGGGAGGCAAUUUUCCAGACAGAGAAGUUAGUAAAGCUCACUGCGUGUCACUGAAGAGUGUUUUAUCCAUUUCUGCAAAAGAAAAGGAUGUCCAACUUAAAGCAACAAAGAAACUUAGUUUGCAGCUCUAUACAUCGCAGUAGUAACGCAAAGAAGCACUUUUUAAAUAAGCAGAACUACUUUAGCUGUAACGUUAGCUUUUCAGAAAGUUCCUCCAGUCCAUAAUUAGAGAGCAGCAAAUAUUCUUAUGCCACACAGCACUUCGCUGUUGGCUCAAGUUAUCAGUUUUAUUACGCUUACUAAGUACAACAUCAGCAUUAAGACCAAUAUUAAUCAGUGCUGUUGAGCAAACUGAAAGCUGCAAGCAGUGUGAUCAUUUAUAAAAUGAUUUUGCUUAAUCUCAAAAGGAACUCUUUAAUAAUCUCUCAAAAUGUGAUACGCAGCAAUUUCUGAGAGAACAGCUGCACAAAGCAGAAUUAACAGUUCUAUAUACAAAAAAAAGUGUUUCCCCAUCCUGAGUUACCACCUAUUACAUAAUUAUGCAGAUAGAAAUAGUUCACUCUAUGACAAGCAAGCUACCUAGAACACUUCAGCGUGUUUUGAUUUCCCAUCCCUUAAUUUAAAUUUUAGAUAUGAAAAGACACACAGCAACUUCAAAAAAUAUUUUUAAUAAGAAAAAUGGUAUUAAUCUGAAUAUAAGUACUUCUUUUCCUGGUAAGGCUUCUAAUAAUGAAUUUCCUUCUCAGAGCCAAUCACUAUGCACCUUCAGAUGCUUUUGGAAGUUGUUCCACCAGAGGAAGUUGCUGAAUAAAAUAUUUGGUGUGA